UGUCAGAAUUCUGUGCUCCUCCAAAUUUUUGCUGAAAAUCCGUGGAAAACGCCCGAAAAUCAGCACAAAAAUACCACACAAUGGCAACACAGAAGCCCGGGGAGUGGGCGAACUCGCUGCUGAUGCGCUUCGAGGAGCAGCUGCCCUAUCGCAUGAUAGCGACAAACACCAAUCAGAUGGCUCAGUCGCGGAUGACUCUGGACCAGACCAUGGCCUACCUGAUCCCCAUUUCGCGCUACCGCUUCUCGCUGGUCAUCUCGGGCCUCACGAAAAUGCUGCAGCGCGUGAAUGACACGUUCCAGAACCCACAGAAUCGCCAAGAGCACACGGAGAAGUACUGCUACGACUCCCUCAUCAUCAUCCUCACCACCAUGGAGAGAUGCCUCUCCAGCCAGACCAAAGACACUGCCCGCUACGACGAGGCGAUGAAUGUGAAGCUGCUGCUGCGCGAGAUUUGCCAGUUCAUCGAUGUGCAGAGUGAGAACAAUCCAAAUGCCACGUCACUCAAGGCGCUCGCCUCGAAAGUCCUCUUCGCCCUGUCGCAGAAUCACUUCAGUGCCGUCUUCAAUCGCAUCUCGGCGCGCCUGCAGGAGCUGAGCGCGUGUUCGGAGGAGAAUCCGGACUACAGUGACAUCGAGUUGAUUCAGCACAUUGAUCUCGAUGUCAUUCGACUGACGAAACUCCUCACGGAGACACUGCUGAAGUUCCGACUGCUGAAGAAGUCCGCCCACCUGAUUCUGCUGAACUCCCUGGAGAAGGCGAUGUGGACGUGGAUUGAAUUCCAUCCGCAUGAGUUUGCCGAUCUGCAGCGCACACCAAAUGACGAGUUGUCCAAGUGUUGUGAGCAACUCUUUGACAUUCUCGAUCUCUAUGCGGAGAACAAGAAGAGUCGCUCAGCUGUCUGGCCACUCCAAAUCCUCCUGCUGAUUCUCUGCCCGAAAGUCCUGGAGGAGAUUGUCAAUGCGGACUCUGGAGCGCCAUGUUCGCAGUGUCAUCUGAAGAAGAGGCACUUUGUGGAGGGAAUUAAGAAGGGUUUGGGCUCUCAUGCAUCGUCCAAGCAAUUGACAGAAUCCGCCGCGAUUGCGUGUGUGAAGCUCUGCAAGGCGUCAACUUACAUCAACAUCGCCGAUUCCAACAAUGUCACCUUUCAGCUCGUGCAGAAUGUCAUCAAUGAUCUCAAGGCGCUUCUCUUCAAUCCCUCCAAGCCCUUCUCACGCGGCCAAGGAUACAACUUCCAGGACAUUGAUCUCAUGAUUGACUGCUGGGUGUCGUGCUUCCGCAUCAAGCCGCACAACAAUGAGGCUUUGAAGGUUUGUCUCAGCCUCUCAUCGCCGCCAGCAUAUCACUUUGUCAUCGUCAGUUCGCUUCUCAAGUAAGGCGUGAUGGGAAUUUGUGGACAGAACUGAAAUGUUGACUAAUUUAUGUCCCCCUUUAGGAUUGUCACUCAGCCAAGACUGCCAUGGUGGCCACAAAUUGACUUAGUCUACGCCAGAUCUGCAGAACUGAGAGCUCUCUUCACGGACACACUCAACAAAGCGACACAAGGAUACAUCGCACACACUCCUCUGCGGAUGAUCACGUCACUCACGCUGAAGUCCAAAGACGCACAGAGUCGAUUGACGCGUCCGGAAGAGGGACCAGCGCACAAAGCUCUUCUUCUUCUCAUGGUUCGCCUUAUUCAUGCUGAUCCAAUGCUUCUGCUGAAUAGUCUCGGCAAGGCUGGUCAUGAGGUUCAGAGUUCGACAUUGGAGUUGAUUAAUGGUCUUGUGAGUCUUGUUCAUCAACCAACGAUGCCAGAUGUGGCACAAGAAGCCAUGGAAGCAUUGCUGGCUCUGCAUUCACCGGAUAAGAUUGAAGUGUGGAAUCCCGAGGCGCCAAUUAACACUUUCUGGGAUGUGAGCUCUCAGGUGCUCUUCUCGAUUGGACAGAAGCUCAUCCAGCACCAGAUUGCCAACUAUGGUGAUGUGCUGAAGUGGAUGAGGGAGAUUCUCAUCUGUCGCAACACAUUUCUGCAGCGACACAAGGACUAUGCGAAUGUUGGCAGUCAAAUUGCCAUCUGUCGACAUGCCAAUAUUAAGCUUGAAGUGGUGUUCUUCAUGUAUCUCUGGUCAAUUGAUCUGGACACCAUCAUCACAUCGCUCUCCUGCUUUGGGUUGCUGUGCGAAGAGGCGGAGAUUCGGUCGGGAUCUGAUGAACUCACCGUUCACAUUAUACUGCCAAAUUAUCAACUGUUCCAGGAACUCGCGGUGGCUUCCAGUGCUCUGACGACUGCGGGCACAGAGUCGAAGUUCUGCUUCUUUGAUCCGACACAGGGCAGAGUGGCACUGCAGAAGCACAUCUUCCACUUGCUGAGGAAGAUUGAGCACUGCGCCAAUGGCGUUCUGCCCGCGUGGGAGGAGACUUAUCGCUGCUGGGAGAUGCACAGCAAGGUGCUGCAGACGUAUCCGAAGGGGAAGAUGGAAGAUGGACAGGCGGAGAUGUUCCAUCGAGGCAUGGGAAAGCGCAGAGCGAGUCAUCAGAGCACAGAGCAUGACUUAGAUGAGCAGAUCACUGAGUGGGCCAACAUGACUUGGUUCCUCUUGACUAUCGGUGGUGUUUGUCUGAAGGCACGAAGUGAGAAGGAGAAGGAAAGUACGGAAAUGUCUUGCUUAAACAUUCAAAUGCAGAAGCUCACGAGGGUCAGUAAGUCGACAUCUCAAGUGCAAAGUGCUACUUCGAUGGGAUCUCUGGCACAGUCAAAUUCAUCUCUCUCGAGUUCCACAAGUUCUGGCAGAGGAUCUCUUCAUCCCACAUCAACGGACAAAUCGACAUCGGCUUCAACUGCGGCGGCAGCGGCAGCUGCGGCAGCAGGAGGAAAGGAUGAUCCAGCGCAACAGCAGCAGCAACAGAUAACGGAGAAGAAGAAUGAAUACUUCUGUCCUGUGACACAAUUUAUUGGUCAACUGUUGAGACUUCUUGUGUGCAACAAUGAGAAGUUUGGCCAGCAAAUUCAGAAACACGUGAAGGAAUUGAUUGGUCAGCAAAUGUCUGCUCAACUGUAUCCAAUUCUCUUCGAUCAGAUUCGAUCGAUUGUGGAGAAGUUCUUUGAUCAGCAAGGACAAGUGAUUGUCACGGACAUUAAUACGCAAUUCAUUGAGCACAGCAUCUACAUCAUGAAGAGUAUUCUGGAUGGGAAGCAGGCCAAGGAGCAAAAUGAUCAGCCCUCGACCAAUGAGCAUCUCUGUGUCACCAGCAUCGAAGGCAUGAUGCUGGGAAUUGUGCGCUAUGUGCGACAUUUGGACAUGACAGUUCAUGCGAUUCACAUCAAGACGAAAUUGUGUCAGUUGGUUGAGGUGAUGAUGAAGCGAAGAGACGAUCUGGCCUUUCGGCAGGAGAUGAAGUUCCGCAAUAAGCUCGUGGAGUAUCUGACUGAUUGGGUGAUGGGAACAUCUCAUCAAAUUGCCCCUCCCAGUUCGGGUGAUGUCACGAUAAUCACACGAGAUCUCGAUCAGGCGUGCAUGGAAGCUGUGGCUGCUCUGCUGCGUGGACUUCCGCUGCAGCCAGAAGAGUCUGAUCGUGGUGACUUGAUGGAUGCCAAAAGUGCACUGUUUCUCAAGUACUUCACACUGUUUAUGAAUCUGUUGAGUGACUGUGUGGACACGGCGGAAGCUGACAAGGAUCCAACAAAUCCACCACUUCCGCCACGACCACGAAUGGCGGCGGGAAAGUUGAGAACUCUCCGAAAUGCCACAAUUCAGGCCAUGUCAAAUCUCCUGAGUGCCAACAUUGACUCUGGACUGAUGCACUCCAUUGACUUGGGAUACAAUCCGGAUCUUCAGACGCGUGCCGCCUUCAUGGAGGUGUUGACGCAAAUUCUGCAGCAGGGAACGGAGUUUGACACUCUGGCUGAAACUGUGCUGGCAGAUCGAUUUGAACAGCUUGUGCAACUCGUCACGAUGAUCAGUGACAAGGGUGAAUUGCCAAUUGCUAUGGCGUUGGCGAAUGUCGUGACGACACUGCAGAUGGAUGAGUUGGCGAGGGUGCUUGUGACACUCUUUGACGCCAAGCAUCUCCUCUCGCCACUGCUCUGGAAUAUGUUCUAUCGCGAAGUGGAAGUGUCUGAUUGCAUGCAGACGCUGUUCAGGGGAAAUUCCCUCGGCAGCAAGAUUAUGGCUUUUUGCUUCAAGAUCUACGGCUCGAGUUAUCUGCAGAGUUUGCUGGAGCCACUGAUUAGACCGCUGCUGGAGGAGCACACGGUGAACUUUGAGGUGGAUCCGGCGCGAUUAGAGACUGGUGAGGAUAUUGAGUUGAAUCGAAGGAAUCUCAUUGCGCUGACACAGAAAGUUUUCGAUGCAAUCAUCGAGUCUGCAGACAGAUUUCCACCACAGCUGCGCUCCAUGUGUCACUGUUUGUAUCAAGUUUUGAGUAAGAGAUUCCCAAAUGUGCUGCAGAACAACAUUGGAGCCGUUGGCACAGUGAUCUUCCUCAGGUUCAUCAAUCCGGCCAUUGUGUCGCCACAGGAGUUGGGAAUUGUUGGCAAACAAGUUCCGUCCACGGUGAAGAGAGGCUUGAUGCUGAUGUCGAAGAUUCUGCAGAAUAUUGCCAAUCAUGUGGAGUUUUCCAAGGAGCAACAUAUGCUGUGCUUCAAUGAUUUCGUACGAGGACACUUUGAGACUGGUCGCAGAUUCUUCAUUCAAAUCGCAUCAGAUUGCGAAACUGUGGAUCAAACGUCACACAGCAUGAGUUUCAUAUCUGAUGCCAAUGUCUUGGCACUGCACAGAUUGCUGUGGACACACCAAGAGCGCAUUGGUGACUAUCUGUCCAGCAGCAGAGAUCACAAGGCUGUUGGACGGAGACCAUUUGACAAGAUGGCAACGCUGUUGGCCUACUUGGGACCGCCGGAACACAAGCCAAUUGACUCUCACUUGCUCUUCUCCUCCUACGCCCGGUGGAGUUCCAUUGACAUGUCCUCGACGAACUUCGAGGAGAUCAUGGUGAAGCAUCAGAUGCACGAGAAGGAGGAAUUCAAGACGCUAAAGUCCAUGAAUAUCUUCUAUCAAGCGGGAACAAAUAAGCACGGUGUGCCGAUUUUCUACUACAUCGCCAGGCGAUACAAGAUUGGCGAGACGAAUGGUGAUCUGCUGAUCUAUCAUGUCAUCCUCACGCUGAAGCCAUUCUGUCAUGCGGCCUUUGAGUUGGUCAUUGACUUUACGCACACGUGUUCGGACAAUCGCUUCCGCACGGAAUUCCUGCAGAAGUGGUUCUAUGUUCUGCCAGAAGUUGCCUAUGAACAUGUGCAGAUGGUUUACAUCUACAAUUGCAAUUCCUGGGUCAGAGAGUACACAAAGUUUCACGAUAGAAUUCUGGCCCCGCUGAAGGGGAAUAAGAAGAUGAUGUUUCUGGAUUCACCACAGAAAUUGGCAGAAUUUAUUGAGGUGGAACAGCAAAAAUUGCCUGGAGCCACACUGUCACUGGAUGAGGAUCUCAAAGUGUUCAACAAUGCACUGAAAUUGAGUCACAAAGACACCAAAGUGGCAAUAAAAGUUGGACCAACAGCACUUCAGAUCACAUCGGCGGAGAAGACAAAAGUUCUGGCACAUUCUGUCCUCCUCAAUGAUGUCUACUAUGCUUCGGAGAUUGAGGAGGUUUGUCUGGUGGAUGACAAUCAAUUCACUCUCUCCAUUGCCAAUGAGAGUGGCCAAUUAAGCUUCAUUCACAAUGAUUGCGAUAAUAUUGUUCAGGCGAUCAUUCACAUUAGGAAUCGCUGGGAACUCAGUCAGCCAGAUUCAGUGACGGUGCAUCAGAAGAUCAGGCCAAAAGAUGUUCCGGGAACUCUUCUCAAUAUGGCAUUGCUGAAUCUGGGCUCUUCGGAUCCCAACCUCCGGACAGCAGCUUACAAUCAAUUGUGCGCAUUAACGGCGACUUUUGACUUGAAGAUCGAGGGUCAAUUGUUGGAAACUCAGGGUCUCUGCAUUCCCUCCAACAACACCAUCUUCAUCAAGUCCGUGAGUGAGAAAUUGGCCAACAAUGAGCCACACUUGACGCUGGAAUUCCUGGAGGAGUGCAUUCAAGGCUUCCAGAGGAGCACAAUUGAGCUGAAGCAUCUGUGUUUGGAGUACAUGACGCCAUGGUUGAAGAAUCUCGUGAGAUUCUGCAAGUCUUCUGAUGAAUCCAAGAAGCAAAAAGUGUCGCAGAUCCUCGAGAAGUUGAUCAAUUUGACGAUAGAACAGAAGGAGAUGUAUCCAUCGAUUCAGGCCAAGAUUUGGGGAUCAAUUGGACAGAUUCCUGAGCUGAUUGACAUGGUGUUGGACAAUUUUAUUCACAAGUCCGUGAGUUCUGGCUUGGGAUCACCUCAAGUGGAGAUCAUGGCGGACACAGCUGUGGCUCUGGCGUCGGCAAAUGUUCAAUUGGUGGCGAAGAAAGUCAUUGGGCGACUCUGUCGGGUAAUGGACAAAACUUGCCACUCACCAACACAAUUCCUCGAGCAGCACGUCAUCUUCGAUGAUAUCGCUAUUUUGGCAAGAUAUCUUCUCAUGCUGUCCUUCAACAAUUGUCUGGAUGUGGCUCGUCAUCUGCCAUAUCUAUUUCACACUGUAACAUUCUUGGUUUGCACUGGUUCACUGUCAAUGCGCGCUUCCACUCAUGGUUUGGUCAUCAACAUCAUUCAUUCCCUGUGUACAUGUACAAAGCCCUCAUUCUCAGAGGAAACCCAGAGAGUGCUCCGAUUGUCCUUGGAUGAAUUCUCCCUGCAGAAAUUCUAUCUUCUGUUCGGUAUUAGCAAGGUGAAAUCUGCCGCUGUGACGGCUUUUCGCUCCAGCUGUCGACAUCCCAAUGAUCGUUGGCUGGGCAAUGAGAGAGUGUCUCAGGCGCCGCCGUCAGACAGAGAGCGUCUGGGUUUGCCAUCACUGGAAGUGAUCACGGAUGCUCUGCUGGAAAUAAUGGAGGCGUGCAUGAGAGAUAUUCCAGAUUGCGAUUGGCUGCAAACAUGGACAUCUUUGGCGAAGAGUUUCGCCUUCUGCUACAAUCCGGCUCUUCAGCCGAGGGCGCUGAUUGUCUAUGGGUGCAUCAGCAAGAGUGUGACGGAUCAGGAUGUGAAGCAAUUGCUGCGGAUACUCGUGAAGGCACUGGAAUCCUUCACUGACAUCACACUCAUUGAGGCUCUUGUGAUGUGUCUCACACGAUUGCAGCCACUCUUGCGUCCCGAAUCGCCCAUUCAUCGUGCUCUCUUCUGGGUGGCUGUGUCUGUUCUGCAGUUGGACGAAAUCACUCUCUAUGGAUCGGGAUUGGCGCUGCUGGAGCAGAAUCUGCACACACUCAAUUCGCAGAAUAUGUUCGACAAGCAGAGUCUGGCGGAAGCUAUGAUGAGCACAAGAGAGCCUCUGGAGUGGCACUUUAAGCAACUGGAUCACGCUGUUGGACUGUCGUUCAAGAGCAACUUCCACUUUGCUCUGGUUGGACAUCUGCUCAAGGGUUUCCGCCAUCCAACGCCCACCACAGUGUCGCGCACAUCACGCGUGUUGACAAUGCUGCUGGGCAUCGUGGCGAAGCCACUGCGCAGGGAUAAGUUCGAGGUGACGCCGGACAGUGUGGCGUACUUGACGGCUCUCGUGGCGGGAUCUGAGGAGGUGCGAUCGCGAUGCCAUGUGAAGCACACACUGUCCAGAUGGCCUAAUGAAGCGAAUCCCAACGAAAUCAGCGACACAACGAACAUAUCCACACAAUCUAUGGGAAUGCCACUAUCGCGCCGCCAGAAGUCCUGGGAUAUCCUUGAUCAAUCUGCCAUUUCCUAUGCACGUCAGCACAAAAUUCAACCACAUCAGAAUGCUAGAGUGUUGUUUAAAACGCAGAGAUCCUUUUCUGUGCCGACAACUAAAGAUGCAAAUAGUUCGGCAGGAAUUGAUGAACAUCAGGAGCGCGGAUCGCGAUCUUCCGUGUCGAAUGAAUCAAAUGUCCUCCUGGAUCCAGAAGUUCUUCCCGAUCUCUCAACUCAGGCACUCGUGCUCACCGUUUUGGCCACGCUCGUCAAGUAUUCCACCGAUGAGGCCGAAACGAGGGUGCUUUAUCAGUAUUUGGCGGAGGGAUCAGUUGUCUUUCCCAAAGUCUUUCCAGUCAUACAUUCUCUCCUCGAUCACAAGAUCAACAGCGUCCUGUCGGGCUCUAGUGAUCAGGUGGUGUUGAUGGCUGUCCAGAGCAUUAUCCAAAACAUGCUGGCCACUGAGGAUCCAUCACAGCAGCAGCUUCACUUCCUCCAGAGCUGUGGCUUUGGCGGUUUGUGGCGCUUCGCAGGACCUUUUACCAAAUACACAAUGAUGGGAGAGUCUUCGGAGCUGUUUGUCAACUGCUUGGAGGCCAUGGUGGAGACUUGUCUGCCCGUCGAGGAGACCACGCCGACCAUCCCACCGCCUCGUCCAUACAAUCUCAGCUCAAGUUUGAGCAGCUUGACUCUGGGAUCGCCCACGGACAAGGCCUUCAAUCUCAAGGCUUUCUCCUCGGAAUCCCUGGACAAUGAUGGCUUUGCGGGCAGCGUGAGUUCCCUCAGGAGAGCGUCUUGCAGCAAAGCGCGCUCGGCAAAGCAUCGACUGGCCGAAAGUCCGCCACAUGGAUUGGGCUAGAGAUCGUAGAGAUGUUUCUUGUUUUACUUACCGCGUAUGUGGAGACGAUUGAUGUGAUAAAUGGAUUUGAAUGUGGAAGGGAAUUGAACGUCCUAAGAAAAUCAGGGAGAAGAGAAGGAUACUGUUUUGACUUUAUUAUUUUUAGAGAGAGAGAGAAUAUCACUUACAAGUUCUGUUUCUAUAAUCUCUAUUGAUAGAAAAA
Molecule: messenger RNA, 8793 nt
Organism: Phlebotomus argentipes
Lineage: Eukaryota; Metazoa; Arthropoda; Insecta; Diptera; Psychodidae
Gene: Nf1
Product: neurofibromin
Biological process (GO): regulation of GTPase activity
Source: RefSeq, a predicted model, not a curated record